AUGGCUCACAGGGCUAUUGUUCAAGUUAUUAUCACUGGUGCCCAGGUUUUUGGGAAAGCUUUUUCUGCAGCAUAUAAACAGGCUGCUGCUCAGUCUGUGAAACAAAGUGCUACUCAAGCUAAUAGGCGUCGUACUGCUAAAGAAGAAUAUGGUGGUAUAACACUGGAUGAAAGUUGUAAGAUUUUAAAUAUCGAGCCAAAUAAUAGCGAUUCAUUCAGUUUGGAUAAUAUUAAUAAGAGGUUCAAUUAUUUGUUUGAUGUGAAUAGUAAAGAUAAAGGUGGCAGUUUUUACUUGCAAAGUAAAAUCUACAGAGCUGCUGAAAGACUUAAAUGGGAAUUAAAGCAACAAGAACUUCGAGAAGAGGGUGCAAAAGCUGAAAAUAUAAAGCAGACUACAACAAAUGCAUCUUCAACAAAAGAUAAGGUCUCAGAAUGA
Arxiozyma heterogenica is the source of this 435-nucleotide messenger RNA. It is a transcript of the gene PAM16, whose product is annotated as import motor complex subunit PAM16. Gene Ontology annotation, cellular component: TIM23 mitochondrial import inner membrane translocase complex. NCBI's taxonomy places the organism in Eukaryota, Fungi, Ascomycota, Saccharomycetes, Saccharomycetales, Saccharomycetaceae. Bases 1 to 435 code for a protein of 144 amino acids. The transcript has a single exon. Gene Ontology annotation, biological process: protein import into mitochondrial matrix. The record is from RefSeq and is a predicted model, not a curated record.